Messenger RNA from Eruca vesicaria subsp. sativa (arugula), 1183 nucleotides. NCBI's taxonomy places the organism in Eukaryota, Viridiplantae, Streptophyta, Magnoliopsida, Brassicales, Brassicaceae. The record is from the annotation of a GenBank genome assembly.
CCCCAAUCUCUCUCCCAAAACUCUUUACUUCUUCGCUUCAGCCAUGGUGACCCUAUCUCUCUCAUCCUCCCUCAAACCUUCACUCGUUUCAUCAAGACUCACCUCAUCUUCCUCCACCCCUUCUUCCUCUUUCCCAAAACCCAACAACCUCCACUUCAAACCCACCAAACCCAUUUCACAUCCCCUACGAACUUCCCCGUCGCCACUGAGAUUCUCAAACGCCUCAAUCGAGAUGUCGCAGACUCAGGAGUCAGCUAUUCGCGGCGCCGAAUCCGACGUCAUGGGUCUUCUCCUCAGGGAACGAAUCGUCUUUCUCGGUAGCAGUAUCGACGAUUUCGUCGCCGACGCCAUCAUGAGUCAGUUGCUGCUUUUAGAUGCUAAAGAUCCCAAGAAAGACAUCAAACUCUUCAUCAACUCCUCUGGUGGCUCCCUCAGUGCAACGAUGGCUAUAUACGAUGUGGUUCAACUUGUUCGAGCUGAUGUUUCAACAAUUGCCCUCGGCAUUGCUGCAUCAACAGCUUCGAUCAUCCUCGGUGCGGGAACUAAAGGAAAGCGCUUUGCGAUGCCCAACACGAGGAUAAUGAUUCAUCAGCCUCUUGGAGGUGCGAGUGGUCAAGCUAUAGAUGUUGAGAUCCAGGCUAAAGAAGUUAUGCAUAACAAGAACAAUGUCACCAGCAUUAUCGCUGGAUGUACUAGCCGGUCGUUUGAGCAGGUUCUGAAAGAUAUUGAUAGGGACCGGUACAUGUCUCCGAUUGAAGCGGUUGAGUAUGGUUUGAUUGAUGGGGUUAUUGAUGGAGACAGCAUCAUUCCUCUGGAGCCUGUUCCUGAUAGGGUGAAACCGAGGGUGAAUUAUGAGGAGAUUAGUAAAGAUCCGAUGAAGUUCUUGACUCCUGAGAUACCUGAUGAUGAGAUUUACUAAAAGACAAGCCUCGUCCAGAACCAGGGAUUGUCCAAUGGGACUGAGAGUCGUAUGUUUAGAGGAAAAAAGCUCGAUAACUUCUGCGGUCAUCAGGCUUUACAAAAUCGAAGUUGACAGACAUUGCUUGCCUCUGUAUUAGUGUAUUUCAUAUUUUGCUUACUCAGAAAGAUAUUUGUUCUUAAACAUUGUGUUGUGCGCGUAAAGACUUACUUAAAGAGGCUGUAGUUGUUGAUUUCAUUCAUCUCAAUCUGGCUGACUAUCGCC